This is a messenger RNA of Loxodonta africana (African savanna elephant), 5518 nucleotides long. It is a transcript of the gene FNBP1, whose product is annotated as formin binding protein 1. Lineage: Eukaryota; Metazoa; Chordata; Mammalia; Proboscidea; Elephantidae. The coding region runs from base 166 to 2100 and encodes 644 amino acids. Gene Ontology annotation, molecular function: protein binding. The record is from RefSeq and is a predicted model, not a curated record. The transcript has 15 exons. Gene Ontology annotation, biological process: endocytosis; signal transduction.
GAAAAUAUUCUGCAUCCCACUUUGAACAGUGGCGCCUGGGGCCUUAAACGCUAGCAAGCAGCCAUCUAAGGUGCAUCAAUUGGUCUCAGCCCACCUGGAUCAAAGGAGAAUGAAGAACACCAAGGACACAAGGCGAUUACGAGCCCAAGAGACAGAAAGGGCCACAUGAACCAGAGACUACAUCAUCCUGAGACCAGAAGAACUCGAUGGUGCCCGGCUACAACCGAUGACUGCCCUGACAGGGAACACAGCACAGAACCCCUAAGGGAGCAGGAUCAGUUUGACAACUUAGAAAAACACACACAGUGGGGAAUUGAUAUUCUUGAGAAAUACAUCAAAUUUGUAAAGGAGAGGACAGAGAUUGAACUCAGCUAUGCAAAGCAACUCAGGAAUCUUUCCAAGAGAUACCAACCUAAAAAGAACUCAAAGGAGGAAGAAGAAUACAAGUAUACAUCAUGUAAAGCUUUCCUUUCCACCCUGAAUGAAAUGAACGACUACGCUGGACAGCAUGAAGUUAUCUCCGAGAACAUGACCUCACAGAUCACUGUGGAGUUAGCACGCUACGUCCAAGAACUGAAGCAGGAGAGGAAAUCGCAUUUUCAUGAAGGGCGUAAGGCACAGCAGCACAUAGAGACUUGCUGGAAGCAACUUGAAUCAAGUAAAAGACGAUUUGAGCGGGAUUGCAAAGAGGCUGACCGAGCACAACAGUAUUUUGAGAAAAUGGAUGCUGACAUAAAUGUUACAAAAGCAGAUGUUGAAAAGGCACGACAACAAGCUCAAAUACGUCACCAAAUGGCAGAAGACAGCAAAGCAGAUUACUCAUCAGUUCUGCAGAAAUUCAACCAUGAGCAGCAUGAGUAUUACCAUACACACAUACCCAACAUCUUUCAAAAAAUACAAGAGAUGGAGGAAAGGAGGAUAGUAAGAAUUGGAGAAUCAAUGAAGACAUAUGCAGAAGUUGAUCGGCAGGUGAUACCAAUUAUUGGCAAGUGCUUGGAUGAAAUAGUAAAGGCAGCUGAAUCAACCGAUCAGAAAAAUGAUUCACAGCUGGUGAUAGAAGCUUAUAAGUCAGGGUUUGAGCCUCCCGGAGACAUCGAAUUUGAGGAUUACACUCAGCCAAUGAAGCGCACCGUGUCUGAUAACAGCCUUUCCAAUUCCAGAGGAGAAGGCAAACAAGAGCACAAACCUGGUGGCAAGUCCAAAGGAAAGUUAUGGCCGUUCAUCAAAAAAAAUAAGCUUAUGUCCCUUUUAACAUCCCCCCAUCAGCCUCCCCCACCUCCCCCUGCCUCUGCCUCACCCUCUGCUGUUCCCAACGGCCCCCAGUCUCCCAAGCAGCAAAAGGAACCCCUCUCCCAUCGCUUCAACGAGUUCAUGACCUCCAAACCCAAAAUCCACUGCUUCAGGAGCCUAAAGCGUGGGGGCGCAACACCAGAGGAUUUCAGCAACCUGCCACCUGAACAGAGAAGGAAAAAGCUACAACAGAAAGUCGAUGAAUUAAAUAAAGAAAUCCAAAAGGAGAUGGACCAAAGAGAUGCCAUAACAAAAAUGAAAGAUGUCUACAUAAAGAAUCCACAAAUGGGAGACCCAGCCAGUUUGGAUCACAAAUUAACGGAAGUUGGCCAAAAUAUAGAAAAACUGCGACUAGAAGUCCAGAAAUUUGAGGCCUGGCUGGCUGAGGUUGAAGGCAGGCUCUCAGCACGAAAUGAACAGAUCCGCCGACAGAGUGGAGUGUAUGAUGCCCAAAACCCACCAUCAGUCAAUAACUGUGCUCAAGACCGGGAGAGCCCAGAUGGCAGUUACACAGAGGAGCAAAGUCAGGAGAGUGAGGUGAAGGUGCUGGCCACAGAUUUCGAUGACGAAUUUGAUGAUGAGGAGCCACUUCCUGCCAUAGGGACUUGUAAAGCUCUCUACACGUUUGAAGGUCAGAAUGAAGGAACCAUUUCGGUAGUUGAAGGCGAAACAUUGUAUAUUAUAGAGGAAGACAAAGGUGAUGGUUGGACCCGCAUUCGGAGAAAUGAAGAUGAAGAGGGUUAUGUUCCCACUUCAUACGUCGAAGUCUAUUUGGACAAAAAUGCCAAAGGUGCUAAGACUUACAUUUAAUACCACUUAAAAAAAAAAACUUAAAAAAAAAAAAAAUGGAGUUAUUUCUCCCCACAACCAUGACUGUUACAGGCAGCUCUUCAAAAGACUGGAUGGAGCACAUCGCAGUCCAUGUUUUCAUAUAGCCACACGGUGGACGUUUAGGGAUCGUACACCUGAAUUUCCUUGGCUUAUUUUGACUAUAAUCAAGUUUCACUUGCUAAGAUGGACUUUUAUGUAGAAAGCUGCCAACUGCCAAUUUACAUCUGUGUCAUUUGAAAUAUGAUAAACAUUUCUUCUUUUGGCAGUUUCUCUAGAUUAAAAAAAAAAAGGGGUUGCAUUCUAGCUUCUAAUCAAUUCUCUGAACUUAAAAGUCCAUACACAUCUGGGGCGGGGGGUGCAGAAGACUUCAGCUCUCUUAUUUAUAUUUAGUAUCCACCAUAAAUGGAACUACAUUAGAAUGUUACAGUUUGUAACUUAAUAAACUAAACUAUGCUAGUUUGUUAAAUUUUACAUUUACUUUAGAGGAAGCCAUAAAUAAAAUCUCCCCUUUCUUGAGUAAAGACAAAACCUGUUGCUGUGGAGUUGACUCCAACUCAUGGCGACCCCAUGUGUGUCAGAGUGAAACUGCUCCAUAGGGUUUUCAAAGGCUGAUUUUUCAGAAGUAGUCUGCCAGGCCUUUCUUCUGAGGCGCCUCUGGGUGGACUUGAACCGCCAACCUUUAGAUUAGCAGCUAAGCACAUUUACCAUUUGCAGCACCCAGGAACUCCUCAAUAAAGAAGAAAAUUCUUAUAGUGGUACUAAAAAUGUUCUACUUAAACAUGGUUAAAAUCAUUGUUAGGUUAUCCUAUUCUGUGCAUAUGAUCCCAAAGAAUCAAUUGAAAUCUGAAAAAUAUGAUCAAUUAACCAGUUGAGUUUUCCAGAUGACUAUUUAUCUUCCCUCCACCAAACUGACCCAGUUGAUCAGAUGUGUCAAUGCCAUUUAGAUAAGCUUACAUAAAACCUGUGCAUGUCCACUUCAGUUCCCUUUCUUUGUAAUAAUUUUCUCAAACUUAGUUCUGUUUCUAUUGGAGGUUUGUGGCAGGUGGGGCUGUGUUCAGCUCACACAUCACCAGAUGGUCUAUAAAUAGAACCAAGUUGGGGAGCAACUACUUGUACAGACACUGAUCUCAGCACAUCACUUUUCAAAGUUGGGGGCGGUUAGUAAUUGGGAUGUUGAGGACUCUGAGCUUGAAUUUACUGGUAAUUGUUGUAAGCAGCAAACGUAACAUCUCAUUUUGGAAAAUUAUGUGAUUAACUUUAGCCAGAAUAAAAUAAAAUUUCUCAUUCUCUUUAAAGAAACCUGGGCCACCUGGGAAUUUGCAUUCUUAAAUUGGCACUGAAGCAGAAGGAUAAUAGACAGUGAAAUUGGUCACAUGCGUAGACAGGUACCCCCCAAAAAACCCAAACCCAUUGCCAUCGAGUUGAUUCUGACUCAUGGCAACCCUGUAAGACAAAGUAGAACUGUCCCAUAGAGUUAGACAGGUCCCCAGCCCAGUGUUAAAUUGUGCCCAGUAAUGAGACUCUACACUGAGAUCAUAGAAAACUGGCUGUAAAUGGGUCAGAACGAAGCCGUUGGGUUAGACUUUCUUUUUACUUGACUUUGAAAAUUAUUUAUUUAUGACCUUUCUACUUUUAAAUGGGAAAAUUGCCUUCUUGCCUUUAUAUUAUUGGCUCAUUUUAUAAGUGCAAGUCAAUUAAAAGCUGAUUUUAAAAGCUACAGCAUCACAUCUCGGGAUAGAAACUGGCAAGAGUUACGGGUGCUGGUUGCUCUGGAUGGCCUGUGUUUCAAGAGGAGCAGCGAGUUGCCUUAAAUUUCCCAAGGGCCACCAAAAUGGAAUAUAGUAACCUUCACUUAACAACAGCCUGACUGAAAACAAAAACAAACAAGGAAAUAAAAAGCCUUUUAAUUUUGAAAUAAUUAUGGGUUCUCAGUUGCAAAGAUAAACAGAGAGAUCCCACAAACCCUUCAACUAGUUCUUCCCAAUGGUUAGGGCUACAUCUUACACAGAGUAUACUAUCAAAACCAGGAAAUCGAUGCUGGUCAGGCUGAUUUUUUUUUUUUUUUUUAAUCUAUCUCCCUGUCUAUCUAAAUGUAAAAUUUUUAUCUUAUUUUGAAUUAUUAUGCCUCUGCUGACGUAAUAAAAGUACUCAUCCUGCCCCCAGACCUCUUCAGGGCAGUUGCUUCAGUUCUCCUUUUUAAGUAUCAAAGCAAGAAAACCAGCUGACCAAGGAAAUUUGUUUUAAUGAGCAGUAUAUUUUAUAGGAGGUUACCAAGGAGCCCUGGUGGCACAGUGGUUGAAGCAUUCGGCUGCUAACCAAAAGGUCCGCAGUUGCACUCACCAGCCGUUCUGCAGGAGAAAGAUGGGCAGUCUGCUUCUGUAAAAGAUGUACAGCCUUGGAAGCCCUGUGGGGGGCAGUUCUACUCUAUCCUGUAGGGUUGCUAUGAGUUGGAAUUGACUUGACGGCAGUGGGUUUGGUUUUUGUUGCUUUAGGAGGUUACCGGCUUUAGGCAUGUAACCAAAUGAAUGGGAGACCUAAGAUGUUAAAAUCUAUCCGAUGAUGAACUAAUUUCUAGACUGUUAGCUAUUGGAAAAAGCAAGCUAAAUGCUGAAAAAGGCUAAAACAGAGCAAGACAACAUUAGCCUUGAAAAGCCUGCCUUGAAAAGUAUAGUAUUUUGUGAAGGUGUUUUUUUUUUGUUUCUUUGUAGUUGUGCAGAUUUGAUUGAGAAAAUAGCUCCAUUGGUUUGCGUAGGGCAGGGGGAGGGGAGCAGUUUGUGUGCAUCCGUUUAUGAUCAUUAUUUUAAGUGAUGCACCUCCGCACCUGUAACAGAGGAAUAUAUGUAAUAUUGGCUAAACAGUUCAAGAUAUUUUGUAGUUUCAGUUCCUCCAGUCAAUGUGUAAAGUAUCAGAAAAAGCACUGAAACAAUUUCCAAACCAUCAGGAAUUUACAUUUCCAUCCAAAGCGGUUUGUUUUCUUCCAACAAUUCUCUGCAAAAAUAAAAGCAGCAAAACCUCAGGUGGUUUAUAAAGUUUUCUUCCUUUCGUUUAGAGAUGCACUGACUGAUUAAAAUUUCCUCCCCACCUUGUUUAUAAAUCUGUCAGACCUUACCCCAAGCAACACCCUUCGGGUGAGGCUGCCGCUUUCUGGUGCCCAUAACUCAAAGCAGGUGUUUUAUUUUAAAUAAUGCCAGUGCACUUUUUUGGUGUGGUGUCUUAAGAUGUGGUUAUUUAAUAAUUGCCAAAAUAUUUAGACUAAUUUUCAAUGGGUCAACUGGAUUGUGACUUCUUUUUUUGUGGUUUUGUUUUUGUGUUUUCAAUUGUUUUCUGUUAAAUAUAUCCGUAAUUCCCCCCACAGAGUAUAUUUGUAUAUACUGCAAAUUAAAAACUAAAAGGAUUA